Molecule: messenger RNA, 1071 nt
Organism: Coccomyxa subellipsoidea C-169
Lineage: Eukaryota; Viridiplantae; Chlorophyta; Trebouxiophyceae; Coccomyxaceae
Exons: 9
Coding region: 1-1071 (356 amino acids)
Source: RefSeq, a predicted model, not a curated record
AUGGCGGCAGCCACGCUUCAAGGUGAGGAGGCGGAGGAGGACAAGACCUCUCUGGAAUCCGAAUUUUUUGAUCUUCUGAUUGCGUCAGAGCGCGUGGGCACAUUGGUGGAUCGCAUCAAGGAUACUUCCUGCUUCCAGAGAAGAAGGCAGGCAGUAUUUGAUCUGGCGGCUGCCAUUGAGAAGAAGGAGACCUACGUUGUGGAGGUGCAGCAGCACAGCUAUGGUCCUGUGACAGUGACGGUGAAGGAGGGAACGCUGGCUGACGGCCUGGGAGCUCGGAUCUGGGCAGUCGCCAACAGCUUGUGCAGUGCGCUGGUGGACAAGCCAGCACUGGUGCAAGGCAAGAGCGUGCUUGAGAUUGGAGCCGGCACCGGCUUGUGUGGCAUUGUGGCUGCAAAGCUAGGCGCUGCACAUGUCACACUCACAGAUUAUGCGGAGCCAGUCCUGCGUCUCCUGCGUGACUCUGUCGCUGCCAAUGCGAGCUGUGCAGCCGCAACCAGCAGCCGCCCACUCAGUGCCGAGGCAGCCUCAGAUGACCGCUACCAGGCGGAAGAUUUGGAGUUUGAUCCUGAGGAUGCAGAGGAGUGCGAUGAUCUGGACGAUUUCUUUUGUGGUGGUGGUGAGCGGAAGCAGCCUGCGACACUGCGCUGGGAUCUGGACAACAUGCGUGUACGCCACAUGGACUGGGCGGAUGAUUUAAGGAGGCUGCAAGGCAGAACAGACGUGGGUGGGAGCAAUGGAGUGGUGAGGGAUGAUGUUGGGGAAAUUGUACCCGAUGUGGAGGAUUCUGACACCUUCGACGUCAUCAUUGGGUCCGAUGUCCUGUAUGAGAUGGCGCAUGCGCAGCUGGUGGCAGCAGUGUUGGGAAGGCGCUUGCGAGCGGGCGGCACAGCAUUGAUAACGCUGGCCGCUAUCUUGGACACCUUCCUCGGCUCUGUGACUGGCAUGGGAAUGUCGGUGGAGAAGGAAAAGGUGCAGCCAUCUACGGAGAACAGAGGUAUCUUAGGGCUAGAAAGGGACUACGAGGGUGGCUUCGCCAUGCUCACAGUGGUCCACACAUCAGAGCUGUGA